AUGAACAAAAUUCAUACCAAAAACGUUAUAUCGUGUCGAUCAGAAAAAGUUCACGGAUACUCAUGCAUGUACGAAGUAUCAUUGUUACUUUCAUCAUCAUCAUCAUCAUCAUCAUCAUCAUCAUCAUCAUCAUCAUCAUCAUCAUCAUCAUCAUUAACUUUGUUUGUCAAAUCAUUUUCUGUAACCUCAACAGUUAUUGAGUUUUCGUACAAAAUUCGAUUGUAUCAUAAAUACUUAUUCUAA
Molecule: messenger RNA, 243 nt
Organism: Schistosoma rodhaini
Lineage: Eukaryota; Metazoa; Platyhelminthes; Trematoda; Strigeidida; Schistosomatidae
Source: the annotation of a GenBank genome assembly